GCCGCACCGGAUAGGAUCGGACAAAUUGGAGCUGUGUGUUUUUUUUUUUCAUUUAUAUUCCGCCAGUGAUAGUGACACGUUGAGCUUGUGAUGUGAAAAGUGAGAUUUCCCGGGCAAGGAUAAUUACGAUAUGGCUUGAUUUUGUCUGAUAAUAACAAGUGAAAGCUGGUUGAUUGACAGUCGUUGUUCGGCGAAUGAAUUUGGAAACGCAGCCUGUGGGAAAAUCGACUUCAAUCGGUUCCAGAAUCGGUACAAUAUGUUUCCAUUUAGGUGUGAAGAUCGUCCUCAAAGUCGGGCUUUUAUAGCUUUCAUCGUAUACGUAUCGUUGCUGCUGGAUAAUAUGCUUCUAACAGUGAUAGUUCCCAUUCUUCCAGAUUACCUGGUGCAUUUCUAUGCCGAUUCCAAUGCGUCCUUUUCCAUACCGAAAAGCGUGAUCUACAAAAACUUCGAUCUCCAUUACGUUCCAAAGCUGAUCGGAGCAACUACCGGCCCGGUGUCGUUGAGUAAUCUUACAUCCGCCGCUGAUCAUCGCCCAACGAUGGAAUCGGAAAACGGAUCCAUCGGUAUCUUGCUAGCGGUGAAAGCUCUGAUACAGCUCGUUUUUAAUCCGAUUGUAGGGAACCUCUCGUCGAGAUUCGGAUACAGUGUCCCGAUAGCCUUCGGGACCUUUAACCUUCUGGUGGCUUCAAUGAUCUUCGCAUUCGGACAAUCUUAUGCAUCUCUAUUCGUAGCCAGAGCGAUUCAUGGGGUUGGAUCGGCCUGUAUUUGCGUUUGCGGGAUGAGUUUGGUUGCCCAGUUGUACACGGAACCGGAUAAGCGGUCCAAAAUCAUGGGAACAAUUUUGGGAAGCAUUGCAGUAGGGGUCCUAAUCGGAUACCCUUUCGGAGGGAUCGCUUAUGACAUCGUUGGUAAAGCCGCCCCGUUCCAUAUCCUUUCGGUGUUCUGCGUCUUCACUCUCAUAAUUCAGUUCUGUAGCUUGAACUUCGUCAAUCGUCAGCAAACAUCUUCUCUGGUUGUUGAGGACGGACGCUCCCGCUGGUGGCCGCUGCUCACCGACAAACUGAUCCUCAUUAUCGUCGGAGGUAUCUGCAUUUCAACAUCCGCCAUGUCGAUCCUGGAACCCUGUCUGCCAUUGUGGAUGAUGAGUGUGCUGCACCCGAAAAAGUGGCAACUUGGAACUGUUUUCAUUCCGGACUCCAUUGGCUAUUGGAUUGGAACAAACUUUUUCGGCGGAAUCGCUUACAGGGUUGGCCAGAUCAGGACGGCCAUCGUAGCCCUGACGCUGGUUGGUGUGUCCUGCAUUUUGAUUCCGUCGGCCAAUACGGUGGCCGGAUUGUUGCUGCCCCAUUUCGGGCUAGGAUUGGGGAUUGGCGUACUGGAUGCCGCUCUGGUUCCGCUGCUGGCAACCUUGGUCGACAGCCAGUGUGGAAGUGACAAUGAAAGCGAUAUAUGUGAACUGUCGCCUAACUAUGGAGCGGUCUACGCCAUCCAACAGAUAGCCGUCAGCCUGGCCUAUUCCUUGGCACCGAUAGUGGGCAGCGAGCUGGUUCCGGUGAUCGGUUUCCCCUGGUUGAUGCGUACGAUGGGAGCCCUCAAUCUGCUGUACGGUCCCCUGCUGAUAUACUCCGGCAUUCGCGAAACCGUACGCUUGGUGCUGCAGAAGCGCUCGGAUAUGCCCCUGGCUUCGGUGGAAUUUGCCAACUCGGACGGAAGCUAUCGGCGGUUCUACAACGCUCUGGAUUAAACCGCGGAACCCUUCUGAAAUCCGUUGAAUGGUGUGAGAACAAGGGCAACAUCAAUGGCGCGUGAAUGGUUUAUGUGCCGGGGGAGAAAAGUUUCUUAUCACGUGGAAGCACACGCGUGGCGUAGCUUUCAAGCGAAAUGAAACAAAAUAUAAAUACAGAAACGAACUGGCGUCGUCGGCUGCUCGUGUUACUGGUUGUGUACGUUCGUUUUUUUUUUUUUCGAAAAACGAACAACGGACGAAGUUUUGUUGUCAUUCUGCUCGGGUCGAUCAUGCGCGGUUUUGGUAAUGAAUUCCUAUAACAAAUUAAGGAAUAGAGUCAUCCGACAAAAAUUUUUAAACUACCGCAAUUAUUGCUGUUAAUCUUAAGGUAUAAAAUUAAUAGGAGUAAAAUCAUCGUAUAUCAAUCACAUUAAACUUUA
Molecule: messenger RNA, 2166 nt
Organism: Uranotaenia lowii
Lineage: Eukaryota; Metazoa; Arthropoda; Insecta; Diptera; Culicidae
Product: synaptic vesicular amine transporter-like
Exons: 3
Coding region: 257-1744 (495 amino acids)
Biological process (GO): aminergic neurotransmitter loading into synaptic vesicle; transmembrane transport
Cellular component (GO): synaptic vesicle membrane; terminal bouton
Molecular function (GO): serotonin:sodium:chloride symporter activity
Source: RefSeq, a predicted model, not a curated record